AUGUCUCUGAGACGCUCCGCUCGUGUCCAGGCGCAGCCAACACCGGAGAAAGAUGUACCAAAUGGCAAGAUUGCAGAGCAGAUUGCUCCACCAUCAAAGAAGCGAGGCAGGAAGUCAAACCUAUCUGAAGACGUCGCUGCAACCGCCAUAGCGCAAGAUGGAGACAUGAACGAUGCGGAACUGGACUCCCGGGAGAUGCCACCUCCAAGCACGCCGAACAAAAGACGGAGGGUUGCCAAAACCGAGGAAACGAAGCCGCCGCCGUUCACUCCAACGCCCUCCGCUAUUGGAUUCAUGACCCGCACUUCCCCAGCACAUAACUACAGCACGGGCGAUAUUGAUGAUGCGAGCCCUCCUCCGGCAGCGAGACGAGCUGAACCGCGACAUACAAAUGCUACGUUGGUCACACCGAGGGGCACGCAGGUGGAACCGACAUACAGCAACUUUGAGGAAUCGCCUUCGAAAGCCGGCGUCCAGGCUAGCACCACCAAGAGUCUUCUCGCCGACGCCUGUGCCCAUUUAAUCAAGGUCGACCCGAAUCUGAAGUCCGUCGUCGAUAAGCACCACUGUCGCAUUUUCGCUCCAGAGGGUCUCGCAGAGACCAUCGAUCCUUUCCGGUCCCUGGCGAGCGGGAUCAUUGCCCAGCAAGUCUCAGGCGCGGCAGCCAACUCGAUCAAAAACAAAUUCAUCGCUCUGUUCGCAGCGGAGUCUUGUCCGAACGGGUUCCCACUGCCUUCAAUCGUAGCCAAGACUGAUAUCACAACCCUGCGAUCUGCCGGCUUAAGCCAGCGGAAAGCGGAGUACAUCCAAGGCCUGGCUCAGAAGUUCGACUCCGGCGAGCUGAAUGCGAAGAUGCUGAUGGAAGGGUCUGAUAAGGAGGUUUUCGACAAGCUGCUCGCUGUCCGGGGAUUGGGAGCGUGGAGUGUAGAGAUGUUCAUGUGCUUUGGGCUCAAGCGUAUGGACAUGUUCUCAACAGGCGACUUGGGCGUGCAGAGGGGCAUGGCUGCGUAUGUGGGCAGAGAUACAGGCAAGUUGAAGGCGAAAGGUGGGAAAUGGAAGUACAUGAGUGAGAAGGAGAUGCUCGAGAUCAGUGCGAAGUUUGCCCCGUACAGGUAAAGACUGCGCCCAAACUAUCGUGUGCCAUUGCUGACGAGUAUACAGGUCGCUGUUCAUGUGGUACAUGUGGUAAGUGCUAGUAUCUUCUACCUCUUUUUCUCCCCAGCUGAUUGAAAAUACAGGCGGAUUGAAGACGUCGAUACCAAGGUCCUCGAAGACUAUUCAGCGUAG
Messenger RNA from Lecanosticta acicola, 1287 nucleotides. NCBI's taxonomy places the organism in Eukaryota, Fungi, Ascomycota, Dothideomycetes, Mycosphaerellales, Mycosphaerellaceae. The record is from the annotation of a GenBank genome assembly.